AAAGGGAAAGAAAAGUGGCACAGAAAGGAGUUGUUUGUUUCUGGCCGUCGUCUCGUGCGAUCCCACUGUCUGUCUGAAUUGUCUCCCUUCUGUGCGCGCUGUACACUCGGACCAGAUUAUUUACCGAAAUCGUAACAUUUUGUAAUCCCUGAACGAGUUAUUGCCCCUUCGAUCUGUCGUGUACGAGUGGUUUGUACGCGUGUUAUGAUUUCCAAAGAGAAGUGACAGGUUCCAACCAGUAGUCGCCCAGCGGAUUUUCUCAUUCUUUCAAGACAUUUCGCACGGAUUUAAUUGAAUCAUCUGUUUCAGUGAGGUCUGUAGAACCUGUGGAUUGAUGGACAGUUCCAGACUAGUAGGCAGACACAACCACUGGCAAGUCACGUGAUUCUGGACAUAUUGACCAUGUGACUUUGUUAAUUAUUUCAAUACUAUAAGGAUACUAUGUGACGCAACGUAUGGUGACCUUCACCCUUCCACAAGAUGUACAUCUUCACUCUUGUUUAGUCCCUGCACAAUGGAUGCAAGACGUUACUGGAUAUACUACAGUCAGAUAAUCCUUUUGUGGACGUCAAUCAUGCCAAUGACGUCAACAGACCCCAAUAACUCUUCCAAAUGUUUCGGCUGUCGUCUGUAUGACCUUUCACCCAAGAAAAUGGAUAAUGACAAAAAGGAGCCGGGAUUCUGUCAGUACCCUUGCCAGUGCCCUAAUGAGGAAUUCAUGUGUGAGAACGGUGUGCAGCUGGUGAAGGACGGCUGCAGCUGUUGCAUGAUGUGCCCGCGCCAGCUGGGUGACUUGUGUUCGAAGAAAGACAAGUGUGACGUCACAAAGGGUCUCUACUGUGACAACAAGAACGAGAACACAACGGGAAUAUGUCGAGGUAAAGCCAAUAAGCCUUGUAAUGUCGACGGUGUUUUGUUCCAAGAUGGUGAGAAGUUCCAGCCCCACUGCUCUCAGUUGUGCACCUGUCAGAAUGGUUUCUAUGGCUGCGUCAAUCAGUGCCCGCAGGAACUACAGAAACCUUCAGAGCUUACCUGUCACGAGCCUAAACUCAUCAAGGCCAACAAUAAAUGCUGCAAAGAGUGGACAUGCCAGAAGAUGGAGGCCAGAGGAAACUGGUCGAGGGGUCGUCUUGAAAGUGGAAACUUAGUGAACAAAUAUUAUAUUACACCUGCAGCCACAAAGGCCCCUGCACCACGAGCCAAUCACCACAGGCAGUGUCAGGGGGAGGCCACCGACUGGUCACAGUGCUCGGUUACCUGUGGAGUGGGUGUAUCCAUGAGGAUUGUGGUGGACUCGAUCUCAUGCCUCCAACAUAAAGAGACGCGUGUGUGUUUCGUCCGUCCAUGUCACGAGAACGUGUCAACGCUAGUAGUGAAUGGUCCCAACAAAUGUACACCUACUACCAAGGGACAAGGUCAUGAACACAUCUACUUUCAAGGUUGUGAGUCUGUUAAAGCGUACAGGCUGAAGUUCUGUACCAACUGUAAAGUCAACAAGUGUUGUUACCCAGCCAAAACAAAAGUGAAAGAAAUUGUAUUUCAGUGUCGUGGGACUAGAGAGAAGAUGGCAUUUUUAUGGAUUAAAAAGUGUCGCUGUGAUGACGUCUGCUACGUCAAAGAUCGACCACGUGAUUCUAUUUCCAGCAGACGAAGUAGAAAUUUCAGAAGUCACCGAAUUAAAAAAGUGAUUGUAUAAAGCAUUGCCGAAAAUCUCUCUACAUUUCUUUAAUGUAUUUUUUGUUUCAUGAAAAUAUGGAAUUAUGUAUAUUUGUUUCGUGAGUUUUAAAGUUGUUCUUUUUUUGUAUUGUUAAAUGUAAAUUCUAUUCUUGAUUUUGACAUUUGAUAUAAAUAUAAAUAAAAGAUGUACAGUAUGUGUCUACAUAAAACA
Molecule: messenger RNA, 1888 nt
Organism: Biomphalaria glabrata
Lineage: Eukaryota; Metazoa; Mollusca; Gastropoda; Planorbidae
Product: CCN family member 1-like
Exons: 8
Coding region: 515-1696 (393 amino acids)
Biological process (GO): cell adhesion; signal transduction
Cellular component (GO): extracellular region; extracellular matrix
Molecular function (GO): integrin binding; heparin binding
Source: RefSeq, a predicted model, not a curated record